Molecule: messenger RNA, 1447 nt
Organism: Silurus meridionalis
Lineage: Eukaryota; Metazoa; Chordata; Actinopteri; Siluriformes; Siluridae
Gene: bag1
Product: BCL2 associated athanogene 1
Exons: 7
Coding region: 54-680 (208 amino acids)
Biological process (GO): protein stabilization
Cellular component (GO): membrane; cytoplasm; nucleus
Molecular function (GO): adenyl-nucleotide exchange factor activity; protein-folding chaperone binding
Source: RefSeq, a predicted model, not a curated record
CAGUCGUCUUUUCUACGUCACAUCCGGCGUCUCUGCCGGUUUACUGCUAUUACAUGGAGAUGGCGGACAGCACACUUACAGUGACUGUUUCUCAUGGAAGCUCCAAACACAACAUCUCUCUAACAGGACAGGAUGGAAGUGAACUUACAGUUAAACAUCUAUCAGAAGCUCUGGCACAAACCACUGGAGUCCCACAAGCCUCUCAGAAAAUCAUAUUUAAGGGGAAAUCCCUGAAGGAAAUGGAGGAAAGUCUGUCCAGCCUUGGAAUAAAGCAAGGAUGUAAACUUAUGAUGAUUGGGAAAAGGAAUAGUCCAGAGGAGGAGGCUGAGCUGAGAAAGCUGAAAGACAUCGAGAAGUCCGUGGAGCAAACGGCCAAGAAGUUGGAGAAAGUAAACGGCGAACUGACAGGACUGAAAAAUGGCUUUUUAGCGAAGGAUCUACAAGCUGAAGCUCUUAAUAAACUGGACCACCGAGUCAAAUUGGCUUCUGAGCAGUUCAUGAAGAUCCUUGAGGACAUUGAUUCUUUGACUGUGCCUGAAAACUUUAGCGACUGUCGGAUGAAGAAAAAGGGACUUGUAAAAACCGUACAGGGCUUCCUUGCCCAGUGCGACAAGAUUGAAGCGGGCAUAUCCGAUCAUCUGGCAAAGAUUCAGAACAAAAAUCUAGCCCUGUCCGAAUAGCAGGAAGUAAACCAUUAUUCAUAUUUGCUCUGUGAGCGAAUGAAGAACAGUCCCACUGAGCUUCAGUACUGGAGCAGGUUCAAUCGUGUUUAUUUAUGUAUCCGUCCUUUAAAGGGCAGCGUCAAAAACCUGUCACAGUGAUCUGGAUUUUAAAAAGCUCAAAUGCAGAAACUCAAAAGUGAUCUCUAUGGUUUCUUUAAGACCCGUGGGUAUACCAGGUAGCGUCACUCGAAGUCAUUUGUAAACCUUUUAAUGACCAGGAAUAUACAAUAGUUUGUGUGUAUAGUUAUUAGAAAUUGAAUUAGAUUAAAGGGGUGGUCCAAACAUACACGGUGCUUUAAUUCUAUUCUCUCAACAGUGUAUUUUGGUCGGCUCAGCGCUGGGAAUCAUGAGGAACUGACUUUUAAAACGAUAUAUACCCCAGAAAACCAGAGCACAACAAUUACAGUUGCUAUAGCAAUGGAUCCUGAGCAGGGGGAUGAACAUUGUUGCAGGUUUAUUAUGCUUUCCAAUAUCUUUCUGCUUUACCAGCCUUAUUAUGUGGUGUGUGUGUGUGUGUGUGUGUGUGUGUGUGUGUGUGUGUGUGUGUACACAGCUUGUACUGUAAUAAAUUUGCUGUUGUAAAUCGAGGAACUCCAUCACGACAAAUGGUGUCGCCAUCAAACGUUAGGAAUUCCAAAUCACGUCACCAUGUUCGUGCAAGUUAUUUCGCUGCUGGUGAUAAAAUGUUCCUUUUGAUAUGCGUGAAAAUAAACCAUUAAUCGUGA